Molecule: messenger RNA, 2056 nt
Organism: Solea senegalensis (Senegalese sole)
Lineage: Eukaryota; Metazoa; Chordata; Actinopteri; Pleuronectiformes; Soleidae
Gene: lcp2a
Product: lymphocyte cytosolic protein 2a
Exons: 22
Coding region: 260-1756 (498 amino acids)
Biological process (GO): intracellular signal transduction; cell surface receptor protein tyrosine kinase signaling pathway
Source: RefSeq, a predicted model, not a curated record
CUCUCAGAGACAGGGGAGGAAAGACAGAUUGAGACACAGAGAGAGAGGAGGACAGAGACAGAAAAAAGGAAGCCAUUUUCGUUCCACAGCUCGUCUUCGUCCUGCGCUUGCUUUCGUCUCUAAAGUCUCUGGAGUUUUGCAGGAAGCGGCGGCGAGGGACGAGGCCAUCUGUCAGUCACAGCCGCAGAGAUCGUCUGCGGGGACAGUGAGACAGCUGCAGGUUUGACACCAGCGAGACGGUUGUGACGAGGACGUGGCCAUGAGCUCGGACCAGGUCCCAUACAGGUCAGAGGUGAUGGGGUGGAGUCCACAGCAGCUGGCAGACUUCAUGAAGAGGAUGAAUUUGUCAGGGUGUGAUAAAGCCGUGCUGAAGCACUCCAUCAGUGGCUCCAGGUUUGUGAACCUGAGUGACAACGACCUGCAGAAAUUCCCCAAACCAUAUUCUCCGAUGAUCAUGAAGCUCAGCAGUGAGAUCAGUAAGAAGGAGGAGAAGAGAGGAUUGUUCGCUAAAAAAACGACGCCCAGAUAUCACGAGCCAGACACGGUUGACGUCCAGGGCUGGGGAGAAGACGAGUUCGACGACGACGACGACGACUAUGAGAAACCAAACAGCAGCGACGGGGACUAUGAGUCCCCGUCCGAGGACCUGGAUGGGGAUUACGAGCCUCCUCCUUCUGAACCUCAAGAGGACCUCACUCACAACCUGUGUCCAUCCCUGCCCAUCGGAGACGGCGAAUACAUCGAUAAAAGGGACAACAACGUGUCGUCCAGAGGCACCAACCCCCCCGCCGUGUGUCCCCGCCCCCCUGUCUCCACGCUGACUCCUCCCUCUCCUCGUGUGGCCGGAGACUCGUCCACUCGCAGAGACUCGUCCCCUCACGGCGGUGCACGAGUGUCGGGAAAAUUUCCUCCAGCGCCACCGCAGAUCUUUCGUGACAUCAAACCAGGCAGAAGCUCAGGAUACAACUCAACAGCUGUCAGGGGACCUCAGUGCAGCAUCAUGGACAGAGCAGGAGGAGCACCAACUUGGAAGCCUCAGUCAGAAAACCAGGAUACGCCCACAUGGACCAAACCUCCCGUUCUUCCGCCGCCGUCCGCCGCCGUCAGCCGGAGCAACUCGUCGGUCCGACCUCCUCCUCCUGACAGGUUCGAUCAAAGGAGAGAACAAAUACCUCCUGAAGCCUCUAAAAACAACACAUUCCCCCUCCAAAAUAAAUUUCUGCCCCCCCGCCCUGGUCUCCCUGGUCUGCCCUCACAUCAGGGACACAGUCUUCCUCCCAGUCAGUGCAGACUGCCAGCAGGCUACACUGAACAAAGUGGCAGCUUCACUGGAUCAGAGAGAAACUCGUUUCGUCCACAACAGGCAACAUCAAAGUCAAAGGAGCUGGACCCCCGCUGGUAUGUGGGUAAAGUGACCAGAGGUCAGGCAGAGGGAAGUCUGAGACGAGUUCACAAGGACGGGGCAUACCUGGUGAGGGACAGCACCCGGCAGCUGGACAACCAGCCCUUCACCCUGAUGGUCUUCUACCAGGACAAGGUCUACAACAUCCAGAUCCGGCAGCAGAAGCAGCAGUUCCUGCUGGGAACCGGACUCAAAGUCCAGGAGUUCUUCCCGUCCGUCAGUGACAUCAUCAGCCAUUACUCUCAGUCUCCUCUGCUCCUCAUCAACGCCAAAGACCGCGGCUCCAGCCAACAGAACCAGUGUCUCCUCUCAGAGCCGGCCGGGUUCCACAUGACCGGACAGAAGUGGUCCUGACCUGCUCUGGACCCAACAGACCGCUCGGCAGAGUCCGGAUCCAGUGCUUAUUUGCUUUUCGUCACUCCAUGUUUUAUGUCUUUGUAUAAGUUUGGAUUUAAAUGUUGUUUUUGUGUUCCAUGUGACGUCGAGGACACGGGUGACGCCAUGUUUGGUGACGUCAUUUCCUGCCGGCGUCUGCGUGCUAGUGACCGCGGAUAAACCCACAGAGAAAACUAGGGAUGUUAACGUCACACACACUAGAGCUGCUGCUCCUCUGCUGCCUCGUGUGGUCACUUUGUGUCACUGAGGUCAGUCUGA